Molecule: messenger RNA, 225 nt
Organism: Haemonchus placei
Lineage: Eukaryota; Metazoa; Nematoda; Chromadorea; Rhabditida; Trichostrongylidae
Source: the annotation of a GenBank genome assembly
CAACUACAUCGCAUCUUUUACUGCCAACUCGAAUUACUGUUCGUCUUGAUAUUGUUGACGUCGUCGACUGGGUUUCCGUUGUUCAACAGUUUUCUGUUAUCGAAGGACGUUGGAACAGCAGCAACGACUGUCAUUCAUCAUCGACAUAAACACCACCAUCAAGAGGCCAAGAUUCGACGAAACAAACAUCUAUUGCUAACAAAACCAUAUUGGCCAUGGCCUUGA